GGCUAGUUAUGUAAGUCUGGGUGGAGGAGUUUGGAACUGAGGCUGGCACAGAGCCUUGCCCAUUGGAGGCAGGGACAUGGGAGCGAUGGCUGCAUUGAAGGCACGCUGCGUCCUGGUGACGGGGUCCAAUCGGGGCAUUGGGCUGGAGAUGGUCAGGCAGCUGGCUGCGAAAAGCAACGGCCCGGAAAGGAUUUUUGCCACCUGCCGGGAUCCAGAAGGACCGCGUGCCCAGAAACUGAAGGAGUUGGCUGCAAAGCACAAGGAAGUGGAGAUCAUCCAACUGGACGCGUCUGAGCCAUCCAGCAUCAAGAGCGCUGCUGCCCGAGUCAGUGAGCAGCUGAAAGGAACGGGAUUAAACCUCUUGGUCAACAAUGCCGCGACUCUCAAUGUCAACACUUUGGAGACAGAGACAGCAGAAGGCAUGGCUGAGGUGUACAGGACCAAUGUGAUCGGGCCUUUUGUCACAAGCCAGGCGUUCCUGCCCUUGUUGAGAAAAGCAUCUCAGGAAAGUCCCCAGAAAGGGAUGAGUUGCAGCAAAGCGGCCAUCGUCAACAUAUCCAGCGAAGGCGGCUCCAUCACCAAUGUUUUAAUGUGGCAUAUUGUACAGGCCUUGUCUUACCGUUGCAGCAAGGCUGCUCUGAACAUGCUCACCAAGUGCCAGUCCCUGGGAUAUACAGAUGACAAGAUCCUGUGCGUUGCCUUGCACCCUGGAUGGGUGCAGACAGACAUGGGAAGUGCAGCAGGUCGGACCCCGCUGACGGUCGACCAGAGUGUGGGAGCCAUCCUGAACACUUUGGCCCAUCUCUCAGAGAAAGAGAACGGGACUUUUGUGAAUUGGGAAGGCAACGCCGUUCCCUGGUGAGACACUCAGCAUGACUUGCAUCCCGCAGUCAACUGACCAUUGCCAAUGGAAAAACCCACCCGUCCACAAGAUGUUGCCUUUAUUGCUUUCUCAUCAAUAAAUACUAUUAUACA
Messenger RNA from Anolis sagrei ordinatus, 975 nucleotides. Its product is annotated as C-signal-like. Gene Ontology annotation, cellular component: cytoplasm. The record is from RefSeq and is a predicted model, not a curated record. NCBI's taxonomy places the organism in Eukaryota, Metazoa, Chordata, Lepidosauria, Squamata, Anolidae. Gene Ontology annotation, molecular function: oxidoreductase activity.